Eremomyces bilateralis CBS 781.70 is the source of this 1804-nucleotide messenger RNA. Its product is annotated as FAD/NAD(P)-binding domain-containing protein. The transcript is spliced from 2 exons. Gene Ontology annotation, molecular function: kynurenine 3-monooxygenase activity; FAD binding; NAD(P)H oxidase H2O2-forming activity. NCBI's taxonomy places the organism in Eukaryota, Fungi, Ascomycota, Dothideomycetes, Eremomycetales, Eremomycetaceae. The coding region runs from base 427 to 1659 and encodes 410 amino acids. Gene Ontology annotation, biological process: NAD+ metabolic process. Gene Ontology annotation, cellular component: mitochondrial outer membrane. The record is from RefSeq and is a predicted model, not a curated record.
CGAUAAUAUCUGAGCGUCGAGGUCUUUGAAAGAUGAAGACGAUUGUGGUUGGCGCCGGUCCUGUAGGCGCCUUAGCAGCGAUAUAUGCCGCUCAACGAGGAGAGGACGUCGAGGUGUAUGAGCUCCGUGGAGGUCAGUCGUUACAUACUUUCAUUGCAAUUGAAUCACUCUAUUGUUGACUCAGGAAUUUCCGUUAUGUUUUUAUUCAGUCCAUCUAUGUUAUUGUGUUUUCAAUGCCUCUACCCUCUACAUCUCCAGCUCUGAGUCCUUCAUCCAGACCUCCGUGACUCUCGGACUAUACCCUUGAAUUUCACACGAUCUAUCAACUUGGCCAUAUCAGAACGAGGGAUUAAUGGAAUACGAAAUGCCAAUUAUCCGGGUUUACGGGAGUCGAUCUUUGAUAUUACAAUCCCCAUUGAGGGCCGAAUGAUUCAUGGAGAGCACAAAGGCCAGCUGUAUUCCCAAGCGCAGGCAUAUGAUGCCCACGGGAGGGUCCAGCGUGCCAUCGACCGCGGAGCGCUGAACAAGAGGCUCCUCGAUGUCCUUGCGGCGAUGCCCAACGUCAAAUUCUUCUUCCACCACAAACUCGUUGGUGCCGAUUUUCGGAAGAACAAGGCCUGGUUCGAGCGACGCACUCCACACGGGAACAGCGAGACGAGCCAAGCGCAUGACGAAGCGGAAGUGGAUUUUGACUUCAUGAUCGGAGCGGACGGGGCACAUUCCGCCGUGCGGUAUCAUCUGAUGAAGUUCGCGCGAUUGAACUACCAGCAAGAAUACAUUGACACCCUUUGGUGUGAGUUUCAGAUCCCCCCAUCGGUGACGGGCGGAUUCCGGAUUUCACCCAACCAUUUCCACAUUUGGCCGGCCGGGUCGCACAUGUUCCUCGCGAUCCCGAACCUGGACACGAGUUUCACGUGCACGCUUUUCCUCCAGGCCGAGAAGUUCGAACAAUUAGAUCAGGACCCGCGGUCAGUGAUCCCGUUCUUCCAGAAGAAUUAUCCUGGCAUCAUCCCGGAUCUUAUCACGGAAGAGGAUGCGGUGAGGCAGUACAAGGAGAAUCCGCAUUUGCCAUUGAUAUCGAUCAAAUGCACGCCGUACCACUUCGGCUCCAGCGUCGUUAUUGUAGGCGACGCAGCUCAUGCCAUGGUCCCAUUCUACGGUCAAGGUAUGAACACCGGGAUGGAAGACGUACGCGUGCUUUUCGAGAUCCUAGAUCAAUAUUCUGCGACUGCAUCGCAGACUGGGACGCCCGCCUCGUCGUCGAAGGGCGAUUCCUCUGCUCAAGCCCGCAGCACUGCGCUCGCCGCCUAUUCCGCUCAACGCCACCCGGACACCGCUGCAAUCAACGACCUGGCAAUUCGCAACUACCAAGAAAUGCGUGCGGACGUCCGAUCCCGCUGGUACCUGUUCCGGAAGCACGUCGAGGAGUGGCUGAGCUUGUACGUGCCACGUCUUGGAUGGGCAACGCAGUAUGCUAGGGUAAGUUUUGGGAAUAUGCGGUAUUCCGAGGUGGAAACGCGGGCGAAGUGGCAAGGGAUGGUGUUAUGGAGAGUGGUUAUGAUGUCGGGCUUGACUAUGGGGGGGUUGGCUGGGUGGUGGAUGGGAAGAAAUCAGUUUUGGAGGAGGAUAGGUGGGAAUAUUAGACCUAGAUGGUCGUGAGAGUGUUGUCAAUAGAAGUACCAGCGUCGGUGGCGUUAGAUCUCCCUUCUAGAAAUCUUUAUAAGAUUUCGGACUGUAGUCGGUCAAAAUAGAAGGACUUUCCAUGCUGUUGUUUUCCGCUCACAAGGGCGCUUUGUUCAUGUCA